Messenger RNA from Tinamus guttatus (white-throated tinamou), 386 nucleotides. NCBI's taxonomy places the organism in Eukaryota, Metazoa, Chordata, Aves, Tinamiformes, Tinamidae. The record is from RefSeq and is a predicted model, not a curated record.
AGGUGGUGCAGAAGGUGAACGAGAUGAUCGCGACGGGGCAGUACGGGCGGCUCUUCGCCGUGGUCCACUUUGCCAGCAAGCAGUGGAAAGUGACUGCUGAAGACCUCAUUAUGAUGGACAACGUGCUGGAGGCGGAGUGCGGCGACCGCAUCCGCAUGGAGAAGGUUUUGCUGGUUGGUGCUGAUGACUUCACGCUGAUCGGAAGGCCGCUCCUGGGGAAGGAGCUCGUCCGUGUGGAGGCUACCGUGAUCGAAAAGACAGAGUCGUGGCCAAAAAUCAACAUGCGCUUUCGGAAGAGACGCAAAUAUCAAAGGACUAAAAUCAUCAUGAACCCACAGACCGUCCUCCGGAUAAACACCAUAGACAUUUUCCCCACUUUGCUGUGA